AUGGGGAGAUUCAAAUUAGUUCUUCUGGUGCUUGCACUACAAACUAUAUUUAUAGUAGCCUAUUCUUAUCAAAUAGACCCUCUAUUGGUCUCAAAAUACAUUGUAAAUGGAGAAAGCACUCCUUCCUUCUAUCCUAAUGAUGUUGAGAAUACCACCAAGGUAGAUUAUGGACUUGGUCCGAAUGAAAUUACAGAUCUUGGACUCAAGAACAUGAACAAAAUGGGAAAAGUUACAAAGAAGGAACUUUCUGUUGACAGGAAUAUAAUUCCGACCUUCUAUGACCCGAAGUAUGUCUUUACUAGAGGAAUGUCGGAGCAGAAGACUAUCUACUCCGCUUAUUCAUAUCUUCUAGGAAUGUUUCCUCAUUCGAUCAAUGGCGUUGAUUUCAAAUCUGAGCUGAUGGACGAUGGGGAGACUAUUCCUUUGAAAUAUUUGGAUAAUAUUCGCAAAAGAAGCGGCAUGGAUAAUAGGCUAUGCAAGAACAGAACUCUUCAGUACUAUGGUGGCAAUAGAGAUUACGAGUUCAUUGAGAGCCACUUCGAUCAAUACCCAAGUCUGAAGUACAAAAUGCUCAAAAAUCUCCAAGAUGCUAAAGUGAUCUUUGAAAGAGAAUAUGGAAAUGAACUAUACGAGACAAUGUCCAGGACCAUGAGAAUCGACACUGAUAGGCUUGAUUUUUACAAUUCGAUUGAUUACCUUGAAGACUAUGUAACUGCAAAGUAUAACAAGAAGAAAACUCCAUAUCAUUUCGAUGAGAGUACUGAUCUUCUUAUUGAAGUCUAUUACACUCAUUACUUCAAGCUUGGGAUCUUUAAAGACCCAGCCAUUCUGAGAGUGUUCACCCAUUCAUAUUUUGUGAACUUGGCAAAAGAGAUGCUAUUAAAAUCUCAGGUAGAUCAAGAAUCUAUCUAUGUUGGCUUGGCUAAUGAGAACAUCGACACAAUGGGACUCUCCUUACAUUUUGGAAACCAAAUCACAUUCUUGGCUAUAAUGCACCAAAUCAACACUCUUGAGCAGUACUUCCCAUCUUACGGAGAUGAGCUAUCUUGGACCCUUUAUAAGAAGAGAGGAGAGUACUGGGUCUUCGGAGAAUAUGACGAUGAAAAACUUAACCUUGAGAGUAAGGCAAAUUCCAUGGGAGAGAUCUCACUAGAUCGAUUCAUCACAUAUAUUUGAAGUAAAGUCUACUUUGGUGAUAUUAAAAAGGUCCUUAGAGGAGAGGAAGACCCUGAUGAUUUCCUUGAUUCUCCUCAUAACUGCAAGCAGUUCUUUGAAAAUCAUUAUACUUUUGAAGAAGAGCUUCUUCAAACUAGAAUUGACCCUUAUAGCUUCCAGCAAGAUGAUUCUAAUCUAAUUGAUGUAAAUAAGCACUGUAGCUUGAUCGAUGAUGAGCCAAAAGUAAUAGAAAAGCCUGCUAAGAAGCCUAAAACAUUCAGAAACGUCACUCAAAUCAUCCACGAAGUACAAGUCCCCAUAACUGCUACCAACCCAUACCCCUCUGAGCUCUCAUACAACCCCUACAAUCCCUACUACCACAACGACUGGGACUAACUCUCCAUAGCCCUUCCAAACAUCUAAAUUCAAUUCCUUCA
Messenger RNA from Moneuplotes crassus, 1592 nucleotides. Lineage: Eukaryota; Ciliophora; Spirotrichea; Euplotida; Euplotidae. The record is from the annotation of a GenBank genome assembly.